Molecule: messenger RNA, 3972 nt
Organism: Ornithodoros turicata
Lineage: Eukaryota; Metazoa; Arthropoda; Arachnida; Ixodida; Argasidae
Product: innexin inx2-like
Exons: 1
Coding region: 366-1451 (361 amino acids)
Biological process (GO): phototransduction
Cellular component (GO): plasma membrane; gap junction
Molecular function (GO): gap junction channel activity
Source: RefSeq, a predicted model, not a curated record
UGGAAGCGUCUGUGAGGAGGAGUGUGUGCGCCGAAACGUCGGCGGACCGUGGAUCCCCCUCCAAAUGCCUGCUGUUCGUAUCAUAAUAUAGCCCAUCUCUUCCCCCUCCGGGGUUUCUGUACAACGAAGCUUUUAUACAACGCGCUCUCUCUGCUACUUCCCGUUGGUUGUGGGAGUCACGUGACGCAGUUACGUGCAUUCGUUGGCGGCCGCGCGGUGCGAAUGAGGCACGCUAGCCUGCUUUCGCUGUUACGAUUCCGCAUCCGACGGCGUACCGGGCGUCGCUCUGAUUAGUUACCACGUUGGACCUGCGUGGUUGGCGUGCAACUUAGGAUUUGUGGCGUGGGACUCGAACGAACAACGAAAUGGAUAAGAUCUUCGGAGGACUGAAGAGCCUCAUCAAGAUCGAGACAAUUGUCAUCGACAACCAUGUGUUCAGGCUUCACUACAAGGUGACAGUGGCUUUGUUAAUCGCUUUCAGCAUAUUAGUCACCAGUCGGCAGUACAUUGGUGACCCGAUUGAUUGCAUUUCCAAGGACAGUGUGCCUAGUCGAAUACUCGACACAUUUUGCUGGAUUCAUUCAACGUUCAGCAUCAAAGAUGCAUGGGACAAAAAGGUUGGCGUGCAGAUCCCGUAUCCCGGAGUUGACAAGUACACGCCUGGUGAACCGCGAGUGUACCAUGGCUACUACCAGUGGGUUUGCUUCGUUCUGUUUCUACAAGGUGUCCUUUUCUAUGUGCCACGUUACCUGUGGAUGGCCUGCGAGGGCAACAAGGUGAAGACGAUAGUCCUCGACUUGCAUUCGCCCGUGUUAUGCGACGAUAAGCGACAGACGAACAGGAAACUUCUCUUGGAGUACUUCAUGAACCACAUGGGACAUCAUAAGAUGUACACCUUCUAUUAUUUUCUCUGCGAGGUCCUCAACUUUGUCAAUGUGAUCGGUCAAAUAUACCUCAUGGACGAGUUUCUCGGCGGUGAAUUCUCGACGUACGGAACCAAAGUGCUCGAGUUCACCGACUGGGAUUGGGACAUCAGGUACGACCCAAUGAUUCGUGUGUUCCCACGACUUACCAAAUGCACGUUUCACAUGUACGGCACUUCCGGAGAUGUGCAGAAGUACGAUGCCAUGUGCAUCCUUCCGAUCAACAUCAUUAACGAGAAGAUUUACGUCUUCCUUUGGUUCUGGUUCGUCAUCCUUUCCGUGCUGUCGGGGCUCACUAUCGUGUACCGCUCGGUGCUGUUCCUCUGGCCGCCAGCGAGAUUCCACGUAUUGAAGUCAAGGGCGCGCCUCGCAAACUCGACCUACCUCGAACGCGUUCUGGAGCGCUGCAGCGUGGGUGAAUGGUUUCUCCUGGAUUUGCUCGCCAAGAACCUGGAUCCCGUUCACUACAAAGAUCUGAUUUCGGACCUGGAAAAACGAUUGGAAGGCAAGAGCAUCGACCUGGUCUGACGGUGACACGCAAUUAAUCUCAUUUCUUGUUGCGGUUACAGUUGAAUUUUGUGAGGUCUUUGUUGCCAAGUGUUUUGUCUGUGAAUUAUGGAUUUUGGUACCAACGUACGAUCCGCCGCAAGUGUUUUCGCAGGGUAGAUGGUUUAAGGGUACGUGCAUGAACUGUUCCGGUACGCAUUGGGAGCUGGUCCUCCGCGUUACGCACUUAUACGUACAUGGCCGGACGAAUGCGCACUGUACUUAUGGCAUCCGUGUCGAUUCUCGUGAACUGCUCGCUUUUUUUUUCUUUUUUUCUGUAAGUUGUUGGCUGGCAUUCCCUGAAACGCAAACGACAAAACAGAUGGAUAGAUAGGGAACGCUUCGUUUGAUCCAAAAGGUGGAAGUGAAAAGUAAAGUAAAAUUUUUACGUGGCCGAAGAUGCUGCGCGAUCGCUUCCGUGACAGAGAACGGCCCCUCCCGGCCUUGUAUAUGCCAUAUAUAAUUCUGGCCGGCAUGGCAGACUAGUUGGCCCGCUUCCCAUAUUGCGUCACCCUCGUAUUCCCCGUAGAGCGUUGCUGACGUAACUGAAUAGUGAGGACUCAAGGCCAUUAAUUCUUUCAGCGAUUUUAUGGAAUCGAUUGGGUUUUAUUUGUUUUUUUUUUGUUUUUUUCAAGUAAUCUGGCAAAGGAAGAACAGCUUUAACGCAGUCAUUGCACCCACACCAGAUGCGCAACACAAAAGAUCUACCUCCUGCUCUUUGUCAACCGCGUCGAUCGGGAGGCACUUUUUUUGUGUGUGCGCGACCUCUCUCGUGUCCUUGGAACUUCCGACGAAUCUUGGGGCCCGUACCUGGGAAUUGCGAGUUCAUGAGCACCUGGAAGAGCGGUACGGUUUGCGUCGGUGAUGCAGUCGUUUCACGGGCAUGCGAGUCACGCAUGCUGUCAUACGCGUUAGCGACAUUUUUGGGUUGGUAGCAUCAUCUUUGCAGCGAAGGACUCGCAUGGGUUUCGUCAUGCUAAAUUCUCUGAAGCACCUACGAGCGUAGACUGGUUAGAAGGAUUAUGCCAUGAGAGAAGUGAUGUAAUAUGCCACAGCUGCAGGCGAUUAUAAUCACGGUCACGCUUCUGUGUGGGAGCGGUACGGGCCGUCGCUGCUGCGCUGUGGUCAGCGACGUGCGGAAUUGUCUCUGUGUUCCUCUCGAAACCGUAAAAUAUCCGUUGCUGUGUCAGGGAAGCGCCUGCAUAGCGGCUACAGUGACAAACUGUUGCAAUAAUCAACCGUCGGAACAACCUAAAGGCAAUAAUAAAUUGCACUUCAGUGCUGCCAUGCAUCCCUAUUUAUAUGCACAAUCACCUUUCUUUGUAUGUUCUUUGCUUCGAGAGUCUUAAAUUCUCAGCUUAUGUACGCGCAAUUAUGUUAUAUCAACUUGUGACGGUUCAUGUGGGGAAACUGUCCAGCAAUAACUCAGAACUGUAUUGGGAGCAUAUCAGUGAUUUUAGUUUGUGCUGCAACAUUAGACAUGCUCAUGCCAAAAGCAUCAAGGCAUUUAUCGUCACUCAUCAAGUGUAUCUUUGUAUGUCUGUCGUUUAUAUGAUAUGCGUUAUCAGACCUUUCGUAUUUUUCAAUAUGCUGAGUAACGUCAGGAGUGUAAGUUUUUGUUUUACUUAUUCAUAUACGUUAGGGACCAAUCGUUUCAUGUAUAUGUAUUCUAGUUUCAUUGUCAUAGCCUUUGCACUGUUAUACCAGGUGCAGCGCUCUUACACCAUUAUUUAUUCAGUUCAUCCGUGACAUUUGCCAUUGUGGCCAUGCAUGUUCUCACAAAGCAUGUGCCAACCUUAAUCAGUGGUGAUCCGUCUUUGUGACACAUGAAUGCCCUUUAAUAAGCCACCAAAUGUUUUCAUUCCUUGCGAGUUCUAAUCCACUAUGGGACCAACCUAUGCAUCAACAUAUCCAAAUGAACCCGCAAUGCUGUCUGCGGCAGUAUGUUCUCUAUUAUUGAGACUUAUAUGUUUCACGGCCCACACGUACCUUGAUCAAUUAUAUUUGGCAAUAUAAAUAUAAGUCGACAUUUGUAAAAUUUUCUAGAGUUACUUCAUCUUACAUAUGGCACAUGUACUGCAUGCCUCGAGGCUGCAGGUGAUACAGAUGUUAAGGAACACGUAAAAGUGUCGUUCCACAAGCCCACUCCAGAGACAAUUAUGUAUGUACUGUGUGUAUUGACUUGUUAGCUUUUGAUACACCAUUAUUUGUACUAUUGUACAACCCCUUUCCUGCCUUCAUGCUCACCCAUAGAACAAAUCUCAUUUCAUCAAUUUUUCUGUCAUUCCUCAUAUGUUACGUGCGUGUGUGAAUGAUUAGACGACGUACCAUGUCAUUUGUGUACGAACAUGUUUGUUCCGACAGGGAACAUCCUUGAUAUCACAAUUUACAGAGCUGCGUGUUGUAUAGUAGGUACUUUCUGAAGACUUGUUACGGUUUUACACUUUUGGCACAUUUUUUAUACAGUAAAAGAUCCUUGAAGAACAAGGAACUUGUUUCUGCA